AUGUACAGUAGAUUUUUGUAUGGUAGAUUCUUCCCAUUGAAGAUUCUUACCUUGGGAGGAAGGCCAAUUUCCUUUUUAGAUAAAGGGUCAAUACACCACCAUUUAAGGCCCUUUUCUUCUAAAAAUGAUCUGAAACCCUCAGACUUCCUUCGCAAACUUGAUUUGGCAGAUGCGCACAGGCUGACAAAGAAUGACGAUACUGAUGACCUCACUCUACGAACCACCAACAGCAACCUUCACCGUUACUCUAUCGACAGAGACUCAGAUUCCUUUUUUGUCCAUCCCACCCGCUUGACUCCAGGGGAAUCCUUUUAUCAAAAGCUCUCUUCUGGCUUAUCUGUUUUAUCUGUCAUAUUUCUGCUUUGUUUUCCCCUUAGUUUGUUUAUUUUCAUCAGCAAUAAUCGCAAGGAUCCUUCAUCGCAACCGACACCAAUAAGGGAUCAUGGUCCUAACCCUAAACUGUCUGUGUUGACCAACUCUAAAUCACUUUUAAAUCUACUCGACUCUAAGGUUCCUGUCCUCAUUUUUUACUAUAAAAAGGACCAACAUCUUACGAAUCCACUUUUACUUAGUCUGAAUCGAGCACUUCUGUCCGAGAUCAGUGCAAUCUUAUCAAACACUUUGAAGGUCGUUCUUGUCGACAUUGGCGCUUUCAGGGAGCCUAUAAACCCGUCACUGAAGACCGAGUUGUCUAAGUCCGGCGGAUUUCUAUAUCAUUUACUGGUCCCUUACGGCAACGAUCCCAUGAUCACUGCUCUACCUCCCCUGGUAUCUGUUGAAUCAUUUGUCGAUGAGAUUCAGAAGGUUUUAGGGCAUUUUAAGUUUAAUUUGGCCUCUAAGUCAAUGGCUACUUCAGCUUCUAUUCUAUCUAAGUCCAUUGAUGAACUGGAUAAAAAGCUUGCUCUGUUACGUAGCUGUUUGUUUGAUUUGGAACUCCAUAACAGAAAAGUCGAUUCACUCGUCAAUGAGGAUAGCCUUGAUUCAAUAUUAGACCAGUGUAAACGCGUUCAAUAG
Molecule: messenger RNA, 1014 nt
Organism: Theileria orientalis strain Shintoku
Lineage: Eukaryota; Apicomplexa; Aconoidasida; Piroplasmida; Theileriidae
Exons: 5
Coding region: 1-1014 (337 amino acids)
Source: RefSeq, a predicted model, not a curated record